Molecule: messenger RNA, 612 nt
Organism: Ustilago hordei
Lineage: Eukaryota; Fungi; Basidiomycota; Ustilaginomycetes; Ustilaginales; Ustilaginaceae
Exons: 2
Coding region: 1-612 (203 amino acids)
Biological process (GO): copper ion transmembrane transport
Cellular component (GO): membrane
Molecular function (GO): copper ion transmembrane transporter activity
Source: RefSeq, a predicted model, not a curated record
AUGGAUCACGGCGGGAGCGGACACGGCGGUAUGGACAUGCCAAUGUGUAGCAUGAACAUGAUCUGGAACUACGACACAACCAACAUUUGCAUCUUAACCUCCUCUUGGCGCAUUACAACCCCGUUCUCCCUCUACCUUUCCCUCACUUUCAUCGCCUUUAUUUCCAUCCUAUACGAAUACCUUCGUCUAUACAUUCGUCGAUUCGACGCUCGGCUUGCACGCAACAACCCCUCCAAUUCCCUUGGCAUACAUCGCCGCCGAACCUCUCUCCUCCCAACCUCAACCUCGUCUUCUUCCAGUGGAUCAGAAAGGAGGGGUGUUGGUACCUCCAAAAGAAGAGCCGCUACGGUGGGUAGAGAGGAUAAUGGAGGGAGAAAUGGAUGGGUAAAGGAGCUAGAAACGAGCAAAAAGGUGCAGUUGUGGAGAAGCGGUCUGUAUGCGAGUUCGGUAGGGAUAAGCUUUUUGUUAAUGUUGAUCGGGAUGACGUUCAACGCCUUCGUAGUGGGGGCUAUUGUUAUAGGCGCCGGAAUGGGACAUUACUGGUUCAACCGUGACCUAAAAACUGCUGCUACAUUGGGCGAAGAUGAUGCUGGGCUAGGAUGUCAUCUCUAA